AUGAUGGCCGGUCUUUUGUCCCUGGUGCAGGAGCUGCUGCCCAUGAUCAUCCCGGGGUCUGUGGAGAUCACCAGGGCCGAGGAGAUCCGGCCGGCCUCACCGUUGACCGAUGACGACGAACCGACGACGGAGCCGACCGGUGCCGAGAAAGCUGGCGAUGUCGUCGUUGCCGGAGAGGAGGAGGAUGCAUCGGUAUUGGGGAGAAGCAGCAGCCAGCCAAACACGCCGGGCCCGGGCAUAGAACCGAUAGAACCGACAGCUGAUAGCACCGCCCGAGAGAGCCGCAUCGACGGCAGCUUGCCAGAACGGCCUCCCAGCAGAACCACGACAGAAAAGGACAAUCUCCACGAUGUUCCAGGCAGACCGGAAGGGCCACAGCAGCCGUCAACGUCCAAUCCCCUCCCUCCCACAGUCUCGCCCCGUCGCCGCCGCACUGGCGUCUCCAUGCGCGACGCCAUGGUCCACAAGUCCGACCGCAUGUGUGCUGUUGUCCUGACAGUGAAACCGCUGUGUUCUACUGUCGUUUUCCACAACGCAGAACAAGAGUCCAUCGUCUACGCUGUCGCUGGCACCGCCGUCCUAUCGACACUUUCCGAAGACCAUGACGCUCACGACGACAGCGACUCGACUGUACCGCCUCCACCUCCAGCCCGUCACGUGCUUGGCCCCGGAGACUUUGCCUUUAUACCUGCUUGGGUCGAACACCAGGUAUCCAACGAGAGCCCCGACACAGACGUCGUCUGGGUGGUUGUCCGCACAGGUCCUGAGCCUACAGUCGUGCCGUUGUCCGAAUGGGGUGGUCCUGAAGCCUGA
Molecule: messenger RNA, 813 nt
Organism: Grosmannia clavigera kw1407
Lineage: Eukaryota; Fungi; Ascomycota; Sordariomycetes; Ophiostomatales; Ophiostomataceae
Product: cupin
Exons: 2
Coding region: 1-813 (270 amino acids)
Source: RefSeq, a predicted model, not a curated record